GUGCUGCUGGGCAGUGCGUCAGUCUCUGACUAGUCUGAACUGCCGAACGUUGAUGAACAGUUGCAUGCCGCUGCUGCCUGAGUGGGCAAGGACGAGCAUGCAAGCCUGUGCCGGGUCCUACAUCCUCCUCAAAAGAUGGGCAUGUCCCGCCCAAUCGUUCCUUCUACCACCAACUCGCUCACUUCACGCGCACACGAACUUCAACUAAACGACCUCAUUCAAACAUACUCACGAUGUCGUUCUGCGCUGGUUGCAUUGAUCUCAAGGAGCUUCCCGGCUCUCCUACCGGAACGGAGAAGCAGAUCGCUGGGCUGACCGUCUACGUCGCCGAAGGUUCCAAGAAAGGUUCCAUUCUCAUCGCUCCUGACAUCUAUGGACUCGGCAUUGUCAACCCGCGUAUUGUGGCUGACAAGCUGGCCAAGCAGUCUGGCUUUACCGUCUUUGCCGUCGACUACUUCAAAGGUGGCCAGAUGAAGCCAGAGGAAUUCGAGCUGCCAUCCAAGGCAUCCGAAGGCGCUCCCGACGAGGCCAAGAUGGGCAAGAACUUUGAGAACUUCAUGGCUUGGUUCGGCAAGGGCAAUGGUCCUGACAAGACCUUCCCUUUGACAAAGCCCGUGAUCGAGGAGGCGAAAAAGUCUGGUCCCGUCGGAGUUGUUGGCUACUGCUACGGGGGCAAGAUCGCCUCUUUGGCUGCUCAAGAGUCAGGCUUGGUGGAUGGUAUCGCCCUGUACCACCCUUCGCUCUUGGAGCCCGAGGAGGCGGACAAGAUCACCACGCCCGUUCUGAUCAACGGUGCGGAGCUCGACCCUCUCUUUGCACCGGAACUCAGGCAGACUUGGGAGACGAAGCUCAAGGCAAAGAACCUUCUCGAUGCAGCUUCCACCACUUACCCAAACACGGUCCAUGGCUUUGGCUUGCGCCCUGAUCUCCAGGACACGCAGGUCAAGAGCGGCUGGGAAAAGUCCAUCGACGCUACUUCUUCCUUCUUCAACAAGGUGUUUGCUUGAGCUCGUCAGUAUCUGGCGUACAUUAUCACCCGACGACAUGGUUAAUGAAGUACAAGUUCCUCUUUCCGACUUGCUCGCGUGUUGCUCAGCGAUGCACAAGCCCUGUGAUGCGCGUCGAGACUAGGCUUUUGUUUUCGCGGGCUAAUGAGCUGUAGCCAGCAUUUCAAAGCCUGGCGUAGCUAGGCGUUCUGCAGACAGCCGAGAAAGUGCAUGGGAACAAGCUGAUUGUUGGAGCUGUGUGUCAGCAGCGAAAGUGACUUUUGACCACUCACGAUUCGUAGACCAGUCUCUCGGGGUGAAUUGCUUCGUCCUCUACGGCACCACUGAAACUGUCGCUGAGGAAGGAAGAUGUGAAGUCUGCCCGAUUGUUGAUCAGCACCACCACAUGGCCGAGCCUGUUCGCGUUUGUGCGAGCCGCACCCGGAUCGACUCAAGGACACGAAUUCAAGACGUUCAAGCUUCUUGGUGUCGGUCCUGCUGCCAUUA
Molecule: messenger RNA, 1493 nt
Organism: Ceraceosorus guamensis
Lineage: Eukaryota; Fungi; Basidiomycota; Exobasidiomycetes; Ceraceosorales; Ceraceosoraceae
Product: alpha/beta-hydrolase
Exons: 3
Coding region: 234-1007 (257 amino acids)
Molecular function (GO): hydrolase activity
Source: RefSeq, a predicted model, not a curated record